Molecule: messenger RNA, 965 nt
Organism: Tarenaya hassleriana
Lineage: Eukaryota; Viridiplantae; Streptophyta; Magnoliopsida; Brassicales; Cleomaceae
Product: trafficking protein particle complex subunit 2-like
Exons: 7
Coding region: 260-667 (135 amino acids)
Biological process (GO): endoplasmic reticulum to Golgi vesicle-mediated transport
Cellular component (GO): nucleus; cytoplasm; TRAPP complex
Source: RefSeq, a predicted model, not a curated record
AACUGCAUAGCUCCGGCUGCCAGAUCGGCCGGAUCCUGCCUCGCCGGGAUCUGAUUGCCUAUCAACUGAUGCCUCGCGUUUUGGUUUUUCUCGGCUGACUCACUUUGCGACAAAAAAAUCGAGGGAAAGAUGAAAGGAUGGGAAUCACCAUUGUUAAUCUGUAGCUCGUUCUGUUGAUUGAAAACUUUUACCUCGUUUGUUGCUGGUCAAGUGAGAAAAGGUGAGUCAAGAUCUAAUCUCCUGAUCCCAGGCUGAGGGAAUGGCAAACACUGCCUCCUUUAUAAUCGUGAGUAGGAACGACACUCCCAUCUAUGAAGCUGAAGUUGGAUCUGCUGCCAAAAGAGAAGAUGCCGCUCAAUUGCACCAAUUUAUACUGCACGCGGCUUUGGAUGUUGUCCAGGACCUUGCAUGGACUACUAGUGCAAUGUUCUUGAAGUCAGUGGACAGGUUUAAUGAUCUGGUGGUGUCGGUGUAUGUUACUGCUGGCCAUACGCGAUUUAUGCUCCUCCAUGAUUCCCGUAAUGAGGACGGCAUCAAGAGCUUCUUCCAGGAGGUGCAUGAGCUUUAUAUAAAGAUUCUUCUCAAUCCUUUGUAUUUGCCCGGUUCCCGCAUCGUCUCAUCGCAUUUCGACACAAAGGUUCGUGCUCUUGCAAGAAAGUACCUAUAGAGAGAGACAGGGGUUACGGUGACGGAUUCAGACGCUACACAGUGUCACAGCAAUGGGAAAUGGUAAAGCAAAAUCAUUCAUCACAAGCACAAGUUUUGAAGGGAAGAAGACGAAGGGAUCCUGUGAGAAAGAAUCUUCUUGUUCUCGUAAACUUUGUACCAAUUGGAAACGCCAAUCGUUCCACGCAACCGAAGAAGACAUGUUGUGUUCUUUGUUAGUUGUUCCAUACUAUUUCGGUUCUUUUAUUUUUUUAUUUUUAUGGUCAAAACAGAUAUGGGUGAUCUGAUCAACCUAAUAA